GGCCGGGGCGCGGGAGGUGUCGAGAUACAAAGGAGGUGGAGAAGGGCGGAAAGUCUGAAGUUGAGGGAAAAUUCAGCGAGGGGAAAACAGAAGCCAGUGAGGGGAGAAGAAAAAGAGCGGCGAAGGUGUGAGAAAAGGCAGAGGGAGAAGUAGAAGCAUAAAGGGCGAAGAGAAAGAGAAAGGAGAAGAGCCGAACAAGGAGAGGGAGAAUACCCCGGGAGGCGGCAGCGAGGAGGGAAUCGGCCAGGGACAAGUUGAAUCUGUGCAAGGGCAGCUCUGGGCGCAGCAGCAUGUCUCUCUCGGUGCCUCAGAAUGGAGUUCAGGAGGACAAAGACAACCUCGUCGAGCUCUUUGUUAAGGCUGGCAGCGAUGGUGAGAGCAUUGGUAACUGUCCCUUCUCACAAAGACUCUUCAUGAUAUUGUGGCUAAAAGGUGUCGUAUUUAAUGUUACAACGGUUGACUUGAAAAGAAAACCAGCUGAUUUGCAAAAUCUUGCACCAGGAACACACCCGCCAUUUAUAACCUACAAUCAUGAAGUGAAAACUGAUGUGAAUAAGAUAGAAGAGUUCCUGGAAGAAGUGCUUUGUCCUCCAAAAUAUCGCAAGUUAGCAGCAAAGCAUCCAGAGUCCAACACUGCUGGCAUGGACAUAUUUGCCAAAUUUUCAGCCUACAUUAAGAAUUCUCGACCAGACAACAAUGAAGCACUUGAGAGAGGCCUUCUGAAAACCCUGCAGAAGCUCGAUGACUACCUGAAUUCCCCUCUGCCUGAUGAGAUUGAUGAGAACAGCAUGGAUGAUAUCACACAAUCUAACCGCAAGUUCUUGGAUGGAGAGGAAAUGACUUUAGCUGAUUGCAACUUACUGCCUAAACUUCACAUCAUCAAGGUGGUGACCAAAAAAUACCGGGGGUUUGAAAUCCCCAAAUCCAUGACUGGGAUCUGGCGAUACCUGAGCAACGCAUAUAGCAAGGAUGAGUUUACCAACACUUGCCCAGGAGACCGGGAAAUUGAAAUAGCCUAUGCUGAUGUAGCCAAGCGGCUUGCCAAGUGAACUAUAUAUGGAGACCACACUGAGGCCUUAAUUUUUUUAAUAUUUUUUUUUUCACGAACAUUGUUCUUAUCUGGAGACACUUGGAGAAAAAUAAUCUUUUAAAAUGUUUAUUCUGUAUAAUAAUAACUUCAUCCCGUUCCAAAAAAAGAUCUCCCUUGAAAGCAUUUCAUUGAUAAAAAAAAUUUGGCCUGACAAAAUAUUUAUUGAAUAAAAAUAGGUAAUAAUAGUUAUCAGUGCAAAGUGUUAAACCCUUUUAUGUUUGGGGGUAUAUUAAACAGCUCUUAUAGUUAUGGUUCCCCUCUUAUUCCAAAUUAACAUUUAUAAUAAUGGAACCACCUCCUGAAGAGUUACCAACAGUAAAGUGCCAUACAAACCUGAAAAGUGAAGUGAAAAGCAAAAAUUAGCCAACUAACCUUAACUCUGGGGAAUGUAUAAUACUGUUUUUUAGCCACGUAGGGUUUGGAUUUGUGGGGAAAUGUACCCGUCUAUAGCCAGUGGUAGGUACAGACAGGAGUCCAGAAUGGGCCCUGGCAUUUCAAGUACAUAAAGACUAAAACUGCCCCCACAGGCUCAAUAAAUAGUGACUGACAGCAACUUACAGCAGCCCCUGUGACAUUUGCCAGAAUCCACAAAAUGCCAUUCUGGGUAUUGCCAAUGCUCUUUAUAACAAGUGAAAUAUCUGAAGGCUAUAAAGGAGGCAUUCUGGGUGUCAUCUAGUAUGGGAAUGCAUGUUUUGGCUUUGCUUUCAAUUAUCCUUUGGAGGCAGGCCAGGGGUAGAUGCUACACACAAGGUAGCAGUUUUUCAACUGUGGGGCAAGACCCUCUGGGGUGUGGAAUUAGGAGCAGUGUCAGAAAUGGUUUAUCCUUAAGGUCAGUUAGGGUCAGGAUUUAGGAGAAUGACCAUUUAAUCUUAGAUAUAGUUGAAAGCCCAUCUUGAAAGUCAGUUAUGGUAACAUUUGGAGUGAAUGUGUAUUUGCUGAUAUAUAUAUAUAUAUAUAUAUAUAUUGGAAGGAGGUGCUUUUUUUUUAUUUAUGCUGCCUAGUAAUUGAUGUAGGUAUCUGCAACUCCCAGCUAUCCAGCCAUUGCCAAAUUAGAACUACUAGCUGUCAGGAUAUAGUUCAGUAGCAGUUCAUGGAAUGCAGUUUGCAGAUCACUCAUAAUGGGCUGCUCUGUGUCAUUUCAGCAUAAAUGUAUCCCAAAGUCGAAGUAGGCUUUGGAACAGUCUGCGUUACAAUAUAUUCAAAUUAGCAUGGUGCAUGAACCAAUAACUUUUUUUUAAAAUUAAUUUAAUCUGCUGCACUGUGUGAUCAUUGGCCCCACAUAUACCUGUAGCAGUUUAGGCCAGCAGAUCAGCACUGAAGUAUAUUGUCAAUUUGGGAAAACGGCACUCUUGAUCAAGCUUGGUAGAAAUGUGAUAGGUUUUGUUACCAUCACGCCAGAACCGGCAUUGCUUCCUCCUCAUUUAAUAAUAUUGCAAGCAUUUCUUGCCAUCCCUGUUUAAUAGGAUCAGAUAUAAAUCUUACUGAAUUAUAUCUAUACAGCAUGUACAAAAUAUAGUCUAUUAUUUUUGCUAAUUCCUAAAAACAUUUUUCCAACUUUAUUGCUGUAAAACUGAGGCAAUAAUCAUGAAGUUUAACUAUGUUUUUUUUUUAAUGAUUUUCCUCCGUUUUAUGUAAUGUAUAUUAAUUAAAGAAGAUUUAUUUCGGAUUUGUGUGUGAAA
Molecule: messenger RNA, 2769 nt
Organism: Xenopus tropicalis (tropical clawed frog)
Lineage: Eukaryota; Metazoa; Chordata; Amphibia; Anura; Pipidae
Gene: clic4
Product: chloride intracellular channel 4
Cellular component (GO): plasma membrane; nucleus; endomembrane system
Source: RefSeq, marked provisional